CACACUCCCCCCUCGGUCCCCAUUCGCCCCCCAAGUCCCGGCAGUGCAGCCCCAUGGCCGCCCUCUCCCCGGACCUGUGGGCGCAGCUGCCGCCCCACAAGCUCCGCUCUUUGGCCCGGGCUUGGUUGGACGAAGACUCCCCCUUCCCCGACGCGGCGUCGGCGGCCGUGGGUCGCUCCCCGCUGCGAGCCGAGCUGCUUUGCAAGUCUCCGGGGGUGAUGGCGGGCGCCCCCUUCGCCCAGGCCGCCUGGGAGGAGACGGGGUGCGCCGUCACCUGGUUGGUGGCCGACGGCCACCGGUUGCCCCCCGGCAGGACGACGGUGGCCACGGUGGAGGGUCCGGCGGCCGCGGUGCUGGUGGCCGAGCGGACGGCCCUCAACGCCGUGGGGCGGUGCAGCGGGGUGGCCACGGCGGCCGCCAGGGCGGUGGCGGUGGCCAAAGGGGCCGCGUGGCGGGGAAUGGUGGCCGGGACCAGGAAGACGACGCCGGGCUUUCGUUUGGCCGAGAAAUACGCUUUGGCCGUGGGGGGAGCCGAGAGCCAUCGCCACGGCCUUGGAGGGGGCGUCCUCCUCAAGGACAACCACCUGGCGGCCGCCCGCGCCCCCCUCGAGAAGGUGGUGGGAAUGGCGCGCGGCGCCGGGGGCUUCACGCAGCGCCUGACGGUCGAAUGCAGCUCCAUGGCCGACGCCGUCCGCGCCGCCAAAGCCGGAGUGGACAUCGUCCUCCUCGACAACUUCACCCCCCAGGAGCUCCACGAGGCGGCGGCGGCGGUGAAGGCCACCGACCCCCGGGUGAUGGUGGAGGCCAGCGGGGGGAUCGACCUGGAGAACCUGCCCCGCUUCUUGGGGCCCCACAUCGACGUCGUCUCCAUGGGGUGCCUGACCCACGGCGUCAGCUCCCUCGACUUCGCCCUCCGCGUCGUGGACCAGCCCUGAGCGACCCAC
Messenger RNA from Cuculus canorus (common cuckoo), 944 nucleotides. It is a transcript of the gene QPRT, whose product is annotated as quinolinate phosphoribosyltransferase. The transcript has 4 exons. Gene Ontology annotation, cellular component: cytoplasm. Gene Ontology annotation, molecular function: nicotinate-nucleotide diphosphorylase (carboxylating) activity. Bases 54 to 935 code for a protein of 293 amino acids. The record is from RefSeq and is a predicted model, not a curated record. Gene Ontology annotation, biological process: NAD+ biosynthetic process; quinolinate catabolic process. NCBI's taxonomy places the organism in Eukaryota, Metazoa, Chordata, Aves, Cuculiformes, Cuculidae.